This is a messenger RNA of Cricetulus griseus (Chinese hamster), 2847 nucleotides long. NCBI's taxonomy places the organism in Eukaryota, Metazoa, Chordata, Mammalia, Rodentia, Cricetidae. The record is from RefSeq and is a predicted model, not a curated record.
UCUGGUCCCUCCCUCCGAUUGCCCUGAAUUAAAGGAGCGGCAUCAAGCUGGCCAACUGCUGCUGCCCGCCCCCGUGACGUUGGACGUCCCGGUCGCACGUUGCGGUGGGGCGGGGAGCAACGGAAACCUGUGUGUGAGCUGCAAGGUUUUGACUGUCUGCCUGUGGAGGAAGUAACCGUAAUUGCGCUACUGCGAUUUCUUCAAACACUGUGGUGACAGGGCCUGGUGCCAAGGUUUUUGUUUUGACACCUUGAUGUGAAAUGUCAACAAGAAUUCUGGCCUUUGUUCCUGCAUCAGAAACUUAGAGAAGAGUUAUCAGAGAGAAUGGCUGUAUCUUCAGUGAAUGUGCCCCAGGAUCUGUUGACAUUCGGGGAUGUGGCUGUGGACUUCUCCCAGGAGGAAUGGGAAUGUCUGGAGUCUGCUUCAAAGGCCUUGUACAUUGACGUGAUGUUGGAGAAUUACCACAAUCUAGUUUUUGUUGGUAAGAAGUAUCUUCAUGAGGAAUAUCUGCCUCAUCAGAAAUAUCAUAUGUAUGUGAAAAAUAUGAAAGUCUUGGAUCAAGAAUCAAAGCACAUUGUCUAUCACCCUGUGAAUAUCCAAGAGAAGUCUUAUGAAAAUAAUGAGAUGGGCAUAAAGGUGCACAAAUUCUCUCAUUGUACACCUCAUAACACAAGUGAUCUUUCAGAGAACUCCAACAAGUAUGAAUGUGAUAACCAGAAGGAUACCUCUAUUGAAUCAACAAACCUAAAGAAUCAUAAAUGUAGAAACACUGGAGAAGAAACGUACAAAUAUAAAGACUAUGGGAAAUGGUUAAAUUUGUGUUCCAGCAUUAGUCAAAGAAUUUACCCUAGAAAGGAACUACACAAAAAUACAGACUAUGAUGAAUCAUUUGACUCUAAACAUACACUCAUGCUGAAACAGAUUUCUGGUGUAGGGAAAAUACACCAAUGUGGGAAAUGUGGGAAGUACUUUAGGGCCUACUCGAGUCUCAGUAGACAUCAGAGAACUCAUUCUGGAGAGAAAUCCUACAAAUGUAAAGAAUGUUGGAUGUGCCCCUUGUAUCAAGUUAAAAACCAUUAUAAAACCCAUAAUGGAGAGAGACCUUAUAAAUACAGUGAUUAUGAAAACUGUUUCAUCCAGAAAGACCAUCUUAGUACACAUCCAAGAAUCCAACCAGGAGAGAAACCUUUCAAAUCUAGUGACUGUGAGAAAUCCUUUGCAUAUGUCUCCACUCUUGGACAACUUCAGAGAAUUCAUACAGAAGAGAAACCUUUCAAAUCUAACGAUUGUGAGAAAUCCUUUGCAUAUGUCUCUACUCUUGGACAACAUCAGAUAAUUAAUACAGGAGACAAACCUUACAAAUGUAGUGAAUGUGAGAAAUCCUUUACACAGGGUUCACACCUGAAACGACAUCAGGCCCUUCAUACAGGAGAGAAACCUUACAGAUGUAGUAAAUGUGAGAAAUCCUUUACACAGGGUUCACACCUGAAACGACAUCAGGCCCUUCAUACAGGAGAGAACCCUUACAAAUCUAGCGAUUGUGAGAAAUCCUUUCCAUAUAUCUCGAGUCUUAGAAAGCAUCAGCAAAUUCAUACAGGAGAGAAACUUUUCAAAUCUAGUGACUGUGAGAAAUCCUUUUCGUAUGUCUCCACUUUUGGACAACAUCAGCAAAUUCAUACAGGAGAGAAACUUUUCAAAUCUAACGAUUGUGAGAAAUCCAUUGUUUAUGUCUCCACUCUUGGACAACUUCAGAGAAUUCAUACAGGAGAGAAACUUUUCAAAUCUAACGAUUGUGAGAAAUCCAUUGUUUAUGUCUCCACUCUUGGACAACUUCAGAGAAUUCAUACAGGAGAGAAACUUUUCAAAUCUAACGAUUGUGAGAAAUCCUUUGCAUAUGUCUCCACUCUUGGACAACAUCAAGUAAUUAAUACAGAAGACAAACCUUACAAAUGUAGUGAAUGUGAGAAAUCCUUUCCAUAUAUCUCAAGUCUUAGAAAGCAUAAGCGAAGUCAUACAGGAGAGAAACCUUACAGAUGUAGUAAAUGUGAGAAAUCCUUUACACAGGGUUCACACCUAAGACAACAUCAGACCCUUCAUACAGGAGAGAAACCUUACAAAUGUAAUGAAUGUAAUAAACCCUUUACACAGGCUUCACAUCUUAGACGGCAUCAGAUUAUCCAUACAGGAGAGAAAAUUGUGAGUGUAGCAAAUGUAGCAAAGUAUCUCUCUUCUCUUACUUCUAAGAAUACGUGAGAAAAGCCAUACUGGGAAGAGAGUUUCCAUACUCAACAUUGUACAUAUACUGUAUUAAAAACUCUAUUAUUAGAGAUCACUCCACCUCCAUACAAGAUAAACAUUAAGAGCAUGAGAAAUUUGUGAAAGCCUUUAUGUUAUGUGCAAAUUAUACAGAAUUUAUACUGAGCAAAAAUUCUGAAAACAUGAUUUUCAACAAUUUCUUUUUUCAAUCUCGAUAGCAUAAGAAUGAAAAAUCAAGAAGCCUAAGACUAUGCUGUGGUAUAUAGCAAGGGACAUAUUGAAGUCAAGAAACAAAGGCAUACUAGUUAUUAGUAGCUGAUGUGUCUCUAUUGAUAAAGAUGGGUUGGUGAUCAAAAGCCAUGAUUAAUUUUUUUUGUAUCUAAUUGUACCCUCAACUACUUGACAUGAUUCAACAAAGUCUGCUGAACAUCUAAAAGUAGAGAUGACUGAUGGUUUUUCAUAUAUAAAACUAUAUUUGUGAUUCUUUUUAGAUCUUAUAGGUUACAUUUUUAGAUAAAUAAUAAAAUGAUUGGUCCUUUCUUUGUAAACACAAAAUGUCAUUUGUCAUUAAAAAGAACUGACAGAAAAAGA